GCGAAGGAGCUCCCAGCCAUGGAAAGCCCUGGAGAGUCAGGCGCGGGCUCUCCUGGAGCCCCCAGCCCGUCCAGCUUCACUACUGGGCACCUGGCGAGAGAAAAGUUAGUGAAGUUGGCAGGGCAGCCAGGCCAGCCCAGGACCCACUGUAUGACGUGCCCAAUGCCAGCGGCGGGCAGGCAGGCGGGCCGCAGCGGCCGGGGCGCGUUGUGAGCCUGCGGGAGCGCCUGCUGCUCACCCGGCCCGUGUGGCUGCAGCUGCAAGCCAACGCAGCGGCCGCACUGCACAUGCUGAGGACCGAGCCCCCGGGGACGUUCCUCGUGCGGAAAUCUAACACCCGCCAGUGCCAGGCCCUGUGCAUGCGGUUGCCUGAAGCCAGUGGCCCCUCCUUCGUCUCCAGCCACUACAUCCUGGAGAGCCCUGGCGGCGUCUCCUUGGAGGGCUCGGAGCUCAUGUUCCCAGACCUAGUCCAGCUCAUCUGUGCCUACUGCCACACCCGGGACAUCCUUCUCCUCCCGCUGCAGCUCCCCAGAGCCAUCCACCACGCAGCCACUCACAAAGAGCUGGAGGCCAUCUCCCAUCUGGGCAUUGAGUUCUGGAGCUCCUCCCUCAACAUCAAGGCUCAGCGGGGCCCGGCUGGAGGCCCAGUGUUGCCCCAGCUGAAGGCCCGGUCCCCUCAAGAGCUGGACCAGGGCACCGGAGCCGCCUUGUGCUUCUUCAACCCCCUGUUCCCGGGGGACCUAGGGCCCACCAAGCGGGAGAAAUUCAAGAGAAGCUUCAAAGUGCGCGUGUCCACAGAGACCUCCAGCCCCCUGUCUCCACCUGCCGUGCCACCUCCCCCCGUCCCCGUGCUGCCAGGGGCAGUCCCCAGCCAGACAGAGCGGCUGCCCCCUUGCCAGCUGCUACGGAGGGAGAGCUCAGUGGGGUACCGCGUGCCAGCAGGCAGUGGCCCUAGCCUUCCGCCUAUGCCCUCCCUCCAAGAGGUGGACUGCGGCUCCCCCAGCAGCUCCGAGGAGGAGGGGGUGCCAGGGUCCCGGGGGAGCCCAGCGACCUCACCCCACCUGGGCCGCCGACGACCUCUGCUUCGGUCCAUGAGCGCCGCCUUCUGCUCCCUACUGGCACCGGAGCGGCAGGUGGGCCGGGCUGCGGCAGCACUGAUGCAGGACCGACACACAGCCGCGGGCCAGCUGGUGCAGGACCUACUGACCCAGGUGCGGGCUGGGCCCGAGCCCCAGGAGCUGCAGGGCAUCCGUCAGGCGCUGAGCCGGGCCCGGGCCAUGCUGAGUGCGGAGCUGGGCCCUGAGAAGCUGCUGUCGCCUAAGAGGCUGGAACAUGUCCUGGAGAAGUCAUUGCAUUGCUCUGUGCUCAAGCCUCUCCGGCCCAUCCUGGCAGCCCGCCUGCGGCGCCGGCUUGCCGCAGACGGCUCCCUGGGCCGCCUAGCUGAGGGCCUCCGCCUGGCCCGGGCCCAGGGCCCCGGAGCCUUCGGGUCCCACCUGAGCCUGCCCUCCCCAGUAGAGUUGGAGCAAGUGCGCCAGAAGCUGCUGCAGCUGCUCCGCACCUACUCACCCAGCGCCCAGGUCAAGCGGCUCCUGCAGGCCUGCAAGCUGCUCUACAUGGCCCUGAGGACCCAGGAAGGGGAGGGCGCGGGUGCCGACGAGUUCCUGCCUCUGCUGAGCCUCGUCUUGGCCCACUGUGACCUUCCUGAGCUGCUGCUGGAGGCCGAGUACAUGUCGGAGCUGCUGGAGCCCAGCCUGCUUACUGGAGAGGGUGGCUACUACCUGACCAGCCUCUCUGCCAGCCUGGCCCUGCUGAGUGGCCUGGGUCAGGCCCACACCCUCCCACUGAGCCCCGUGCAGGAGCUACGGCGCUCCCUCAGCCUCUGGGAGCAGCGCCGCCUGCCUGCCACCCACUGCUUCCAGCACCUCCUCCGAGUAGCCUAUCAGGAUCCCAGCAGUGGCUGCACCUCCAAGACCCUGGCCGUGCCCCCAGAAGCCUCGAUUGCCACCCUGAACCAGCUCUGUGCCACCAAGUUCCGAGUGACCCAGCCCAACACUUUUGGCCUCUUCCUGUACAAGGAGCAGGGCUACCACCGCCUGCCCCCUGGGGCCCUGGCCCACAGGCUGCCCACCACUGGCUACCUCGUCUACCGCCGGGCGGAGUGGCCUGAGACCCAGGGGGCUGUGACAGAGGAGGAGGGCAGUGGGCAGUCAGAGGCAAGAAGCAGAGGGGAGGAGCAAGGGUGCCAGGGAGAUGGGGAUGCUGGGGUCAAAGCCAGCCCCAGGGACAUUCGGGAACAGUCUGAGACAACUGCUGAAGGGGGCCAGGGUCAAGCCCAGGAAGGCCCUGCUCAGCCAGGGGAACCAGAGGCAGAGGGAAGCCGGGCAGCAGAGGAGUAGCUUGAAGUGGCCAGAAGGGUCAUUCGGGGCGGGAGACCCUGAGCCUGCUGAGAAAUCCUUUUAGCGCCAGCAAGCCCCACCCAGGGCCCUGUCCUGUGUCUGCCACCACCUUUGUCUGAUACUUGUUUCCAGGGAAGCUGGGGGAACUGCCACAUCUGAGGAACUGGAAUAAAGAUGAGGGGGCUUCGGGGGCCCCCAGACUGUGUGCCCAAGGCCCCUUGCCUCUUGUUCUUCUCCCCCAGCUGAGGGUGAGCCAGCCUGCAAUGAGGGUGUGCCAAGUGGGGGCGAAUCCGACAGAUGCCCAACCUCUGACGUGGGGAGGGUGACGGUCUCAGCUCCUUUUACCCUUCCCCUCAUGGGCAUGGCUGAGGCAGGGCUCCACCCAAGUAUCUCCCACCAGGCUGGGACUUCCAGACCCUAAAAGGUUCCAAUGGCUCUUAGGUGUCAGGAGGAUUUAGAGAGGCCACAGAACAGCAGCAAAGGCUUGGGGCCCACCCCUGUCCUGGACACCAGAAGGACCUGCACCUGCAAGCCUCAGUACUCUCAUCUGUAAAGUGGGGACACUAUUGCUGCCCUGCUCGGCUCCCAGAAGUGUCCCAGUGAUCAAAAUGGGUGAUUUUGCUACAAGCAGAGCUCAUGGCAGAAAGGGAGGGAGAGAGCUGGGCUGCUAACUCUCUCCCGGAGUCCGCUCUCUGCCAGACAGGGCUCCCACCUGCUGAUGCCCAGUUCAGGGAGGUUAUUCCCCUGGAAAUCAGGCCCUGGGGAGAAAGUACCCAAGUUACAGUCUCUCCCCAAGAUUUGGAGUCCUCCCAGGCCCUCCAGCAUCUCUGGGGAGAUCCACCAGCUGGCAGAUAAGCUUCCAGAAUGGAGAGGGGGCUCAGAAACCAUGCUCUCUGCACUAAACUCUUGGCCCUCACAAAAGCUUUACUUGGCCAUGACUUGUUGGGCCCACUGAGGGUCAGGAAAGUGACUCCCAGGAUGUCAUAUAGCAAGUCCUUAAGGGUUCCCCCGCCCAAACCAGGGCAUCAGGUUCCAACUCCACCCUCCAUUCUAAGCCACCCACAAAGGCCGGGGCAGCCCCCAAGGAAGCCCAGAGCAGGCAGCAAAUCCAAACAAGGAAAAGUGCCGACCACCAACCACGAGGGGGUGUGCACGGCCCGGGAAUCUGCCGAGAGGGUGACCACCCAGGGGUGAGGGCGCCUCCAAGGCUGCAGCAGCAGAGGGGGUCCCGGGCCUUGCAGUCCAGCAGCAUCAGGCAACCUGGGGACAGCGCAGGGGCCAAGGCCACUGGCCCCCAGGUCCCUUAGAUUCUGGGGUCUGGGUAAGGCCAGCCUCUUGGGGGCCAUCCCCAGGAAGGAAGGAAUUGUCCCCUUAUGGAGGAUGACCCCAGAGGCUCUCUCCUCGGGCACUGAGCACAGAGGGGACGUCAGCCCAAAUGUCAGACAUGACAACUGGGAGGUAGAAAUCGUGGACAUUGGCUUUUUGGGUUUUUUUGUUUGUUUGUUUGUUUGAGAUGGAGUUUUGCUCUGUCGCUCUGGCUAAAGUGCAGUGGUGCCAUCUCGGCUCACAGCAACCUUCGCCUCCCAGUUCAAGUGAUUCUCCUGCCUCAGCCUCCCGAGUAGCUGGGACUACAGGUGUGCACCACCACACCUGGCUAAUUUUUGUGUUACUAGUAGAGACGGGGUUUCCCCAUGUUGGCCAGGCUGGUCUCAAACUCCCGACCUCAGGUGAUCCGCCCGCCUUGGCCUCCCAAAGUACUGGGAUUACAGGCGUGAGCUACCACACCCAGCCAGACAUUGACUUUCAGAUGAGCAGUCCAGAUACAGCCCAGUUGCACGGCUCCCAUUUUUUUUGUCACUAGGCCACCAGCAGCUCUUCCCUCCCCACUUCCACGCCCUCCCAAGGUUCUCGCUGAUAGGAAGUGUCCCGUUGGCUCUUCUAUUCCCCUCCCUGUUUCACCACUCACCCCUAGUGCCUCACACAGUCCAAUGCUGAGCACAAAUGCCAUAGGUGUUCAAUAAAUGUUGUUCACUGA
Messenger RNA from Homo sapiens (human), 4431 nucleotides. It is a transcript of the gene RIN1, whose product is annotated as Ras and Rab interactor 1. NCBI's taxonomy places the organism in Eukaryota, Metazoa, Chordata, Mammalia, Primates, Hominidae. Gene Ontology annotation, cellular component: membrane; cytoplasm; cytoskeleton. Bases 288 to 2396 code for a protein of 702 amino acids. The transcript is spliced from 10 exons. The record is from RefSeq and is a predicted model, not a curated record. Gene Ontology annotation, biological process: signal transduction; vesicle-mediated transport. Gene Ontology annotation, molecular function: guanyl-nucleotide exchange factor activity.